Molecule: messenger RNA, 853 nt
Organism: Desarmillaria tabescens
Lineage: Eukaryota; Fungi; Basidiomycota; Agaricomycetes; Agaricales; Physalacriaceae
Product: glycolipid transfer protein
Exons: 5
Coding region: 1-600 (199 amino acids)
Biological process (GO): intermembrane lipid transfer
Cellular component (GO): cytoplasm
Molecular function (GO): lipid transfer activity
Source: RefSeq, a predicted model, not a curated record
AUGCAGCCCUACUUUGAGACUGUAAAGUCAUUUGCAGAUGUCCCCAUUCAUCCUGAUGGCAUCGAUACACGUGCAUUCCUCGAAGCCUCAGAUGGCUUAGUAGGCAUGUUCGACCUCCUUGGAACAGGUGUAUUCGGGUUCGUACAGGCUGAUAUUCAGUCGAAUAUCAAGGAUGUACGCGCUCAGUACGAGUCCCUUGAUCCAGCGCCAAUGACGGUCGAACGCAUAAUCUCCCUGGUCCCUGAUAUAGACCCGUCUAUAGGAUCCUGCGCGCCUUCACUCACCCGUCUCGUCCGAGGCCUCGCCUUCACCUGCCUUGCACUGCAGAACAUGCAAGAAAACCCCUCGCGCGAACUGCAUGUCUGCUUCAAGGCCUCGUAUGACACUGUUUUGAAGCACCAUCACUCUUUCAUCAUCAGAUCGGUGGUAUACGUCGCUCUCCAUGCGGUACCUCAUCGAAGGGACUUUUACAAUCGCAUUGCACAGGGCGCGCCUCAUGAUAAGCUGGAUGAGGAGAUGCGGCGCUGGUUGGCGGGUCUUGAUGGGAUUGUGAAGCGUCUGAAGGAGUUCUUGAAACAAGGAGGAUUUGGCACUGUGUAGCCAUGGAUUGUGAAUCGGAUGCGUAUUUUUCAGACUUGUGGUACAAUACCCAUAAUCUAUAGAAGGGUACCAUGGUUGUAGGGAAAGCAGCAUUGUACCCUCCGGGCAAUGGCCUGUGCCAUCAAGGAUGGGGUUCGGUAUGUCGAUUUCCCCCUCAUACGCCGCUUUCUUCGAGUCCUGCUUCCAAUAUCCCUCUCAAUCUUUUAAGUCCUGCAAGUUAGGUUAUGCGUUCUUCCGGUUUCCUCCACAUGGG